AUGCCAUUACAUUUCAAAAACUUGGCGCAACACAGGAACUAUGUUCUGCAUUGGUAUCGAUAUACUUUAAGGAACUCCUCUAGAUACACGUCCUCUGCUCAUUUGCAAUGCAGAAUACGACGUAUAACCAAAAAUGUUCUCAAGAAACAUAAAGCAGAUAUGUCAAGCUGGAGUGUGUACAUACUACUAAACGAAAUCAAAGAACUUAAUGAGCGUCUGAUAUCAGGUGACAUCACAUGGGUUUGGGAUAAGCUCAGCAGCACUGCCAAGGCAAAGAAAAAGAGGAAGAAUAUUCUAGAGGUGCCUUCUCCACCUUCUGUAAUGACAGAAGAUCCGAAUCACAUUCGAGAAAUGAAUAUUCUCCACCAAUAUAUCAAAGAAAGACAGAAAGAAUUGAAACUGCCAUUAAACAUACCCAAUGAAUAUAAAUCAAAAUUGUUGUUACCGUUAGCGCUACAUAAUGACUCUCUCAAAAAACUGCACCGACUGCAAAUACAGUUAGCCCAAGGGCCACCAAAAAUACAUCUUAAUUACACAUCUGCCGGUAGGUCACGCAUAUGGUUCAUUCGAAGUGCUCUUAACAAAGGAAAGCGACAAUCCAAAGCACUGGGAAGGUUAAUCCGAAUGGAGAAGAAACAAAACCAAAACAUCCUUAAUUAUUUGGACAGUUGCCAAGAAAACAGUAUAUGGGCAUGGCAUGAAGCUGUAUGGGAGCACUACCUAGUUACCGGGAAGAUUUUAAGGAACGAACAAUUCACAUCUUUUUUUCACGAAAAUGCAUCGAAAUCUAGGGAAAUUUUGGGGGGAACUUUGAUAAGCACUAGUACCCCAGUUCAAUCGCAGCCACCAUGGUCUAAUUUGGUCGAAGACUGGCUACAUCCUAUCAAAAGCGCAAUGAAAAUUUUACAGAAGAAAAGCGUUGAGCGAGCUAAAUACUUCGAUCAAUAUAGAAGAAAGAUCCUCAUGGAUGGUCAUGCAAAGUUCUUCAACCAAAAGAGCAAUCAGAUGUAUUCCAACAGAUUAGCACGAUAUAAGAUAAUGGCAGAGCAAGAUCUGCCCUUUGUUACACCUUUUUUUGCUCGUCAGAAUUUACCUUCGGUGCUGAAAAGUCGAAAAUUUGUAAAGUGA
Molecule: messenger RNA, 1128 nt
Organism: Lachancea fermentati
Lineage: Eukaryota; Fungi; Ascomycota; Saccharomycetes; Saccharomycetales; Saccharomycetaceae
Source: the annotation of a GenBank genome assembly